AUGAAAAAUGGCGUAUAUUUAUUAUUAGGACUGAUGGUAAUAAUUAGAAGUAGUCAUGGAAUCCAAGACAACAAUCCAUUUUGCAAAUACAACGAUACCGAAACCAAUUUGACAGCCAAUUGUUAUCAUAAAGCUGAUAUCGUACCCUUUGGCCUAUCAAACUACAUACCUUUGGGUAAUCUAUCAAGGAGCAUUACGUUUUUAACCUUUCAAACAAUCUCUAACGAUCAAACAUGGCACAUCUUCAGUACAAAUUACUUUUCAAGAUUCAAGAAUUUAUCAACGCUGCGAAUUCACGGCGCUAUGAGUUUUUCUCCCGAUCUAAGUCGAGAUAAGUUGACAGAAAAAUUAUUCAACGUACCAACUUUGAAAGAAUUGGUCCUAUCGUACAACGGAUUCAAUAGCAACUAUCAUUUAUGGAUAUUACCGACACAACUAAGAAAUCUGACCGUCACAGGGUACGGUUACAGCGAAUUUAGUCUCAAACAGAACCCAUUUUUGAAAUCGAUCAACUUUCAUCAAACCUCUUUAGUUUCGAUGCCCGAACUCUCCGAUCCUCCUCCACCUCUCGAAGUAGUGGAUUUUCGAAACAAUCCGCUGCUCGAAAUCAACGUCGAUAAGAUCGCUUUAUUCUGUCGAGCCGAAAUGUUAGCUUUGGAUGCUGAUAACUUGUUGACUCCUCAAAUGUACUGCGAAUGUGACAGAAUAAAGAAAUGGAUCAAGUUGAUUCUUAACCAACCGGAAACGAACAUCUUCAAUAAGACGCUCAAUUGUUCCAAACCAGCCACGGAAGAUCCGCUGCGGUGUCAAAAUUAUACCCUAGACAAAGCUAAACAAAACAGAGAACUUUGUCUGCAGUUAUCGACUUCAGAUCUCGUAAAUAUACAACCAGCGAAUCAGCCUAGCGGAUCACUACGAGAUUCACUUAUCAUCAUAGGCAUCGUAGGUGCAAUACUCGCAAUAUCUAUUGUAGUGGGCGCCGUCAGCUACGCAUAUUUUUCACGUCCUCCACCGGAGACCUUUAUGGUGGCAGCAAAACAGGAGGAUGAAAAAGAACCCGAAGAUACGGACGAUGAAUUAGAACCAGAAAUGUCCGACGAUGAAGACGAUCGUAAAAAAGAUAUUUAUGAAGAUGAUCGUAAAAAAGAUAUUUUCAUUUGA
Messenger RNA from Planococcus citri (citrus mealybug), 1161 nucleotides. RefSeq lists its product as uncharacterized. Lineage: Eukaryota; Metazoa; Arthropoda; Insecta; Hemiptera; Pseudococcidae. The coding region runs from base 1 to 1161 and encodes 386 amino acids. The transcript has 5 exons. The record is from RefSeq and is a predicted model, not a curated record.